This is a messenger RNA of Oncorhynchus nerka (sockeye salmon), 3404 nucleotides long. RefSeq names its product ATP-binding cassette, sub-family D (ALD), member 1 (gene abcd1). Gene Ontology annotation, biological process: fatty acid beta-oxidation; very long-chain fatty acid catabolic process; peroxisome organization. Gene Ontology annotation, cellular component: peroxisomal membrane. The record is from RefSeq and is a predicted model, not a curated record. Gene Ontology annotation, molecular function: long-chain fatty acid transmembrane transporter activity; ATP hydrolysis activity; ATP binding. The coding region runs from base 742 to 3087 and encodes 781 amino acids. The transcript has 13 exons. Lineage: Eukaryota; Metazoa; Chordata; Actinopteri; Salmoniformes; Salmonidae.
AUAAAUAAGCGGUGCCAAUCAAUCCAUUAUAUCAUAGAAGAAGUGGAGUCCAUGUUGAAUAAGACUUUUGCGUCUGAUGCAAGACAUUGUCAAACAUUACUAGAGCAUUUUGACUGUCGAAGUCGGGGGUUGUUUUCCCCCCCCAGAAGGUCACCUUCCUAGCUAGCUGGCUACUACUGGACGGGUAACGUUAUCCAGACAGUGAUAUAGAAGUUGGGGGCAGACAGAAAGUUUCAGCUAACGUUAGCAUGCUAGCUAAGUAGCUUAGGAAGUGUUUUGAUUUUUUUCCCCUUCAUUUCAGUGAGUGUUGUUCGUCUGUAAAUACGUCUCGUAUGAAUAUAUGGAUAUAAUAUAUAGCUAGAUGUCAACGUUACCGCUAUGUUAUUAGAGAGCACGUUUCAUCUCUAUCACGGCUUUCUAGUUUUCCUGGUUGUUAACCGAAGUAACCUAGCUAGCUAAGGUUAGCAAGCAGUAGCACUGCGUAUGCGAUGGAUUGUCUUUUGGCAUUUCUGUUUCGCUUGAAAGAGGUUGGUUUAUAGUUGCUUUAACUGGCUAAGUGAAUGUUAUAGUUGAUUGUAUUUUUGUUGUGCUUGCAACGUUGAAUAGGCAGCAAGAAGCACUUUUUAUAAAAGGUUGUAGCUAUAUAGAGGUCAUCGUGGGAUUAACGUUAACAGGUGUUUCAGUUUGGAGAGCUCAGCUGUAUUUGGCUUUAUUAAAGCCGCUUGCUAACCAGCCUUAACAAUGUUGGUAAUGUAUGAAAAGCUUCCCGAGCAACUCAAGAAAACCUCCCAUGUCAGAAAAGCAGUUAUCCUUCUCGUCGCUGCCUAUGGAAUCAAGAAACUCUACCCGUACUUAUGGGCUAAACUCAGGAAGAAUGUCGGGGGUACACCGCUCCCAGUCCCCCCCAUAAACUCUAACGGGGUGCUACUGGAGGGGUCAGAGAAACAAGGAAAGAAGAAAAGUAGUAACUCGCCGGCUGUGAACCAGGAGUUUCUGAAGAGGCUAAGUCACCUGCUUCGUAUCCUGUUUCCCCAGCUGUUCUGUAAGGAGUUGGGUCUGCUGGGGUUCCACUCCCUGGCUCUCAUCUCCAGAACCUUCCUCUCUAUCUACGUGGCCAACCUGGACGGCAUGAUAGUGAAGACCAUUGUGAAGAAGGACCCCCAGGCGUUUGUGUGGGAGUUGACAAAAUGGCUGCUCAUUGCUGUCCCGGCCACCUUUGUGAACAGCGCCAUCCGUUACCUAGAGGGACAGCUGGCACUGGCCUUCCGCACGCGCUUGGUAACCCACGCCUAUAAGCUCUACUUCAGCAACCAAACAUACUACCGCGUCAGCAACAUGGACGGACGCCUCGCCAACCCAGACCAGUCUCUGACAGAAGACAUGGUGAUGUUUGCUGGAUCUGUGGCCCACCUGUACUCCAACCUGACCAAGCCGUGUCUGGACGUGGUGGUGACCUGUUAUACCCUCCUCAGGACAGCGGAGUCUAAAGGAGCCAACACCACCUGGCCCUCCGUCAUCGCCGGCGUGGUCGUGGCAAUCACCGCCAAGGUUCUGAGGAUGUUUUCGCCGCGGUUUGGUAAACUAGUGGUGGAAGAAGUUGAGGUACAUGAGGAAAGGAGAGUUGAGGUACAUAAGCUAGUGAAUAUACUUGAAUAUACUGUCUUCUACGGAGGGCACAAGGUGGAGAUGUCCCAGCUGCAGCGGUCCUACCGCUCCUUGUCGUCCCAGAUCAACCUGAUCCUGUUUAAGCGUCUGUGGUACGUGAUGCUAGAGCAGUUCCUGAUGAAAUACCUGUGGAGUGCCUCGGGACUCGUCAUGGUGGCUGUACCAAUCAUCACCGCCACAGGGUACUCCCGAUAUGACUCCGAGGAUGUGAAGCAGUUGGCCAUGAAUUUGAAAGAGGAGGACCUAGUGAGUGAGAGGGCUCAGGCCUUUUCCACCGCUCGGAACCUCCUCAACUCCGCCGCAGACGCCGUCGAGAGAAUCAUGAGCUCUUAUAAGGAGGUGACUGAGCUGGCUGGCUACACAGCCCGUGUGCACGAGAUGUUCACUGUGUUUGAGGACGUGCGUGCGGGCGUGUUCCGUCGCUCUGCGGAGGGAGGAGAUGAGCAGACGGGGGGAGGAACACAGCUGGUGCAGCACGGCAUGAGGGUGGAGGGACCAAUCAUGAUGCGAGGUCAGGUGAUAGACGUGGAGAAGGGCAUCAGCUGUGAGAACCUUCCCAUCAUCACACCGACAGGAGACGUUGUCGUGUCCAGCCUCAACAUCAAGGUGGAGGAAGGUAUGCAUCUGUUAAUAACAGGACCUAACGGCUGUGGGAAGAGUUCUCUGUUCAGGAUCCUCAGUGGUCUGUGGCCAGUCUAUGGAGGGGUCCUUUAUAAACCACCUCCCCAGAACAUGUUCUACAUACCUCAGAGGCCGUACAUGUCGGUGGGAACCCUGCGAGACCAGUUGAUCUACCCAGACACCGAGAUCGAGAUGGAGGAGAGAGGAUUCACGGACCAGCAGCUAGAGGGGAUCCUCGGAACCGUCAACCUGGUCUACAUACUGGAGAGGGAAGGCGGGUGGAGUGCAGAAAGCGACUGGAAGGAUGUGUUGUCAGGAGGAGAGAAACAGAGGAUUGGGAUGGCACGGAUGUUCUACCACAGGCCUAAGUAUGCCCUGCUAGACGAGUGUACCAGCGCUGUCAGCAUCGACGUGGAGGGGAAGAUCUUCCAGGCAGCAAAGGAUGCUGGGAUAGCACUGCUGUCGAUAACCCAUAGACCCUCCCUCUGGAAGUACCACACCCACCUGCUUCAGUUCGACGGAGAGGGUGGUUGGCGCUUUGAGAGGCUGGACGCCUCCACCCGUGUCUCUCUCCAGGAUGAGAAACAGAAGCUGGAGUCCCAGCUCUCUGGGAUACCCAAGAUGCAACAGCGCCUGUCGGAUCUCUGCCGCAUGCUGGGGGAGGACGCCACCCUGUCAGGAACCGGAGGAGAGGAAGCAGGGGAGGAGGAGAAACUGGAGGAGAAGGAAGCAGGGGAGGAUGAGAAACUGGAGGAGGAGGAAGCAGGGGAGGAUGAGAAACUGGAGGAGGAGGAAGAGUGAUGAACGAGGACAAUAGAAGGAUGAUGAUCAUCGGAUGGAAGGAUGGGAAUAACUGUUGGCCCUGUCCAGAAACAACCCCCUGGGGCAUUUGUCCUCUUAGGCCAAGUGGAGCUUGUUCUCUUAUUGUUCCUAUUGUUCCUAGGUCCAGUCCUUUCAGAUCCUCUGGGGUGCUCAGGACAUAGUGUCUAGGUCCUAGAGGCUGGAUCUUCUAGUGUAUAAUGAGGUUCUGGACUUCCAACCACUCAGAUGUGGCUGUUAGCCAACUGCUGCUCAGUUUUCUUUUCCACUAUCAGCAGUAUGGGAGGGGUUUCUAUGGG